AGUAGGGGCUUGCAGGGGUUUCAGUGCCAAGCUCUGGUAGUGGUUGGAUUCCUGUUUAAAAAGAAAAAAAUUUUUUUUGUUGGGAUACGAACUGUAACAUGAGGAGGCUUGAGAACAUUUUGUUAUGGAACUUCUUGAUGGCUGCAGUAAUCACCUUGGGUCAAGCAAGGCCAAAUAUGAAGCUCCAUUCACAGUCAAGCAGUGGUUUAAGGCCAGAUUGUGUGGGUAAUCUUAUGAGGUUGUCAUUGGACAAGGCUCUAGCGGUGGGGAACCAGCUUGAGGUGGAAGCCAUCAAUGGCACCCAGCACAUCAUGUUAACACCUGGCCUGGCUGCUCAGUGUGGCUACAGCAUGGAGUCUGACCCGUGGGGUAACACAAGAAUCUACACGUCUCUUAUGGGCUGCUAUGUUGACAACAAAGAAGAUACAACAUUUAAUAUUGGCUUGAGACUACGAAUGUACAGCGAGAGUCCAUCAGAUGUGGCCAGUCAUGAUGUGACUCACACAUGCAGCUACUCUCGGUGGACUUCCAGAGAGAUUCUCUGCGAAAGGAACUAUAUGGAGGUGUCAACCCACAUGGCUGUACCGGAUACUGAAGCUAAGGGGCAGGCUCAGGAUGUUAAAGAUGACUCCAAGAUCAACGCCAUUGCUGGUGUGUCAGGUGCAGCACAUGGUAUCUGGAAGAUGACGUUUUUCACUCCAGAACCAGUGGCAAUGGUUCUGAGGGAGGCCGAACAAGCUGGCUAUGCUGCCAUGACCACCUCAACCCGUCUGGUUAUGCGAAGCCCGUACCAUACAGCAGAGACUUACUCUGAGGAUGUGGCUGGAGUCUCCAUGGAGGUUUUCAGAGUGAGUGCUUACUACAAGGCACCAUACGGUUUGAGUGUUGUGAACUUGGCAGCUGCUUGUCCCACAGGUGGUGUCCUCUUCACUGAGGAUGUAAUCUCUUGGCACGUACCUCGCCGUGUGACACCCCUGAUAGACGGCAGCUUUAAAAUUCUAGAAAUACACAUGGGCAUCAACGGGCAGAGGCUGGAUAAAUCUCAGAUGGCUGCACGGGGGUACACACUAUCUGUCACAGAUUUUCAUAUUGUCGUCGAGAUCCCAGUGGGCGCUCCUGAUGGUUACUACAAGAGCCAUGCCCCAGAUUACCAGCACCACAUUACGUACAGCGUUGAGCCCAUGCUUGAGGUGUUGUGGAGGGCAGAUGACGCCCAAGAUACCAGAUACAAGGUUUUGUUCCCUAUUACCACCCCUCUGAUGCCCAGACCUCCCCAUGUCAAAGACAAUACUGUCCCAGAGGAAAGGAUGUUCAGCAUUCACUUGGGGACCUUUCUUCAUGAUGUGGUUCUCAAGAACGUCACCUUUUCUACGGGGGUUCUCACUGUUGAGGAGUGCAAUGCCAGAGGCUUCACUGUCCAAGAGCAGAGUUUCCCCAAUGGAACAAAGAGCUUCUCCUUGCAAGUGCCCUUUGACACUGAUGUUGUCCUGAAACACAAUCCCGAACCCUUGGUUACAGUCUACUUCCUCCCUCUGGUCUUUGGCUUCUUCACUCUGCCAGAAGAAACUCCAUUUGCCCACCCAGUGGAUUUACAGGCAUCUCUACAAGAUGUUGUGCUACCCACCAUCACUGGCACCUGUGACCAGAAUGUUUUUUACAUCAGUGUGAAAUAUGGGAGCCAAGGGUCAAAUUUCCAGACCAUAGUUGGAUCUCAGCAGCUAACCCCUGAGCUGGUUGAGGUCUACAGCUUCAAAGAAAAUGACACACACUUCAGCCUUGUGGUGCCAUACACGGCAAAGGGCACAGUGUUUGAGCUAAUUACCUCUGAUUCAGUCAGAGCCAGACUUGACAUGCUACUCUGGGACCCAAGCAACAGCUGGGUGCUUGGUGAUCUCUAUCUGGCCUGCAGUUUCCCCUUGAUGACAACAAAGUGCUACCAAAAUGGCACAAUGACUGCUCUGGCUGUGAAGGUGGAAUCGGUGCCCAAUCUGGUUCCAAGUUUAUUGACUCUAAAGGACCAGUCCUGCAAGCCAGUUUUCAGUGACGAUCGCUUUGCUUACUUCUCUUUCAGUGUUGAUUCCUGUGGGACCACUAGAAUGUUCUUUGAACACUACAUGCUGUAUGAAAAUGAGAUCAGCCUGUAUAACUACAAUAUCAAAGGAGCAGCCUACACAUCACCUGAGCCUGAUUACAGGCAAGCAGUUUCCUGCUACUAUGUUAUCAAUGAGACUCAGACUGUUGCAUUCAACUACAAACCAAGAAGCCAUGACCCUGCAGCAGAGAUUGGGUCAGGACAACUGAUGGUGCAAAUGAGGCUAGCCCAAGAUUCAUCAUACAAAAUCUUCUACCAAGCAGAAGAUUAUCCAGUAGAGAAGUACCUGAGACAGCCUCUGUAUUUUGAGGUGGCACUGAUGCAAUCAACAGACCCCCAGUUGGAGCUCAUCUUGGAGAACUGUUGGGCUACUCUUCAUGAAGACAGGACAUCUCUCCCCAGCUGGGACAUCAUUGUGGACAGCUGUGAGAACCAUGAUGACAGCUAUGUGACAACUUUUCAUCCCAUUGUGAGCGACGACAGAGUUGCUGUCCCAUCCCACAUCAAACGCUUCUCUAUGAAGAUGUUCACCUUCACUAAAGAUGAAGAGGUUCUGAAAGAUGAGAUCUAUGUCCACUGUGAUGCAGUUAUUUGUGACACAAACAGCCAAGCAGAUGGUACCUGCAGAGGCCAGUGUGUGCACCCUACAGACCUGAGUAACUCUAGACAUCAAGGAGUAAAAAGGGAGCAAAGAAGUACAGACUCAAGGAACCAAAGGAAGAUCUCCUCUGGGCCUAUUGUUCUAUUAAACAAAAACCUCUAAAUAAAUGUUUCUUAAAAUACA
Xiphias gladius (swordfish) is the source of this 2876-nucleotide messenger RNA. RefSeq lists its product as uncharacterized. The transcript is spliced from 21 exons. The coding region runs from base 99 to 2855 and encodes 918 amino acids. NCBI's taxonomy places the organism in Eukaryota, Metazoa, Chordata, Actinopteri, Istiophoriformes, Xiphiidae. The record is from RefSeq and is a predicted model, not a curated record.